AUGCCGCGGCAUAAGGUUUUGGAGGUGCCUAAUUUGUGUACAGAAAACGUCUCUAUAGUCAAAGAACUCCACCCCCGUCGAAAAGUAAAGAGAAUCUUAGUCACUAUUCGACUACAACCACAGUGCUUAAAAUCUAUCAUUGGAGAUACCAAAGAGGACAAGAAUUUGAGCAGCACAAUAACAAAUAAAGAUUUCAAAAAAGGUGGCGGGUCAAAAUCAAGAUCAAGGCGGAAUUCCAAGCGAGCAAAUGUAUCAAAUCCCGAGAAACACCACUCAGAAAAGGAAGAUCACGCAGCAACUUUGCCUAAGAUGCUUGAGACUGAGCUAGGGCAUAAAAAAGAUCUAGAAGACCUCGAAGCCUUUGAAAAGGAAUUGUUAUCACACAUGACCGAGGAGGAACCCCCCAAACUCCUGAAAUCUGAAGAGAACAAAGUCAUACAAGAGAAUGUUGAACAGGCUACACCCAAGAAUAGUUCUUCAAAAGAAACCACAGAUGUGCUGGAGAACAAAGUUACAGGAGCAGAGAAUUUGCCUUCCACUGUAUACAAUCGUUCUCUGUUUGAAGAGAAAAAGAAGAUACCGUCUUUGCUUCUGCCACUGCUACUGCUGCUGUCGCAGAGUCAACAACGAGCAACAAAUAUUGUACACUCAUCAGAAAACAAUACUAGGCACAAACAACUUCCGCCAAACAUCAUACCCUUGCUCGAAGCCGAGCUAAAAGUGUUUGAAGAAGACGAAGAAAACGACGAUGAGGAUGAAGCUCAAGUUGACAAGGUUAUAUUUUCAUUGAAAGAUCCACUAGGAGGAACUAGAAUAACGUUCCCCGUCAAAUCUCAGUUUUGUAAACACUUUGAAUGCUUUGAUUAUUACAAUUUCUGUUUGUUUAAUAAACUACCUGCCUCAACUCAAGCUGUGACCAAACGAAAUAUUCUCAAACAGAAUUAUGAAAAGUUAUCCCGAAAAACUGGUAUUAAGAAAGAAACUGCUAAGAAUCAGGGCUCAGUCAUGCAACCACAACUAAAACCAUUGGAUUUGAAAUCUAAGUCCCUCCAAGAGAUCAACUUACCGUCAUAUGUGACGAUUUUGAAUAGUCCAAAGUCAGAAUACACUUCAAAAUUCAUUAGUCCGGGCUUCAAGAAUUGUCCGUUAUACACGUGCCCAAUAUGCGAUACCAAGUUUCCUUUAGGUGCGCUAGUUGUUAGUGAUGUUUUUAACUACUUUGUUAAGAUGACGCUGCUGCAAAUUGAGAGAAUAGAAUUAGUUGGUUUUGAGAAGUACCGACCGAUAGGUGACAUUGAGCCUACUUUUCAAGGAAAUGGGAAUAAUAACGGCAACGAAGAAAAUUUGAUAUUAAUUAGCUCUGAUGAUGAUGAUGAUGAUGAUGAUGAUGAGGGGGAGGUAGGGGAGGAUGAGGAUGAGGAAGAAGAAGGAGAGGAAAACAAUAACAUUAACGACAACGACGAGACUAUUAGUCACGACGCCAGAGAGAAAAUGGCUAUGGGAAAUCUUCUUACUUACGACAAUAAUUCGGGAUGGCGACCACCCUUUUACGGUACUGCGUUUCGACCAUGGUAUCGUAAGCCACUGGAAGAUGAAGGUACCAGUUGGGACAACCCCCUAGUUCUAGAUUAG
Lodderomyces oxycetoniae is the source of this 1632-nucleotide messenger RNA. RefSeq names its product Fgr3p (gene FGR3). The transcript has a single exon. Gene Ontology annotation, biological process: protein sumoylation. Gene Ontology annotation, molecular function: zinc ion binding; SUMO ligase activity. Gene Ontology annotation, cellular component: chromatin. The coding region runs from base 1 to 1632 and encodes 543 amino acids. The record is from RefSeq and is a predicted model, not a curated record. Lineage: Eukaryota; Fungi; Ascomycota; Pichiomycetes; Serinales; Debaryomycetaceae.